Molecule: messenger RNA, 615 nt
Organism: Xiphias gladius (swordfish)
Lineage: Eukaryota; Metazoa; Chordata; Actinopteri; Istiophoriformes; Xiphiidae
Gene: mrpl36
Product: mitochondrial ribosomal protein L36
Exons: 2
Coding region: 143-523 (126 amino acids)
Biological process (GO): ribosome biogenesis; translation
Cellular component (GO): ribosome; mitochondrial large ribosomal subunit
Molecular function (GO): structural constituent of ribosome
Source: RefSeq, a predicted model, not a curated record
AAGUGCGAUCGCAAACCGGAAGCAGUUGUACCCUCACAAGUAAGAACAGCAUCGCAGUCGCGUUGUGGAUAUUAAAACGCAACAUUCAGGGGCUUAAGCCCUGUUUUAAACCUUCGGCUAAUCUCUGACAGCCUUUGACACCAUGGCCCCCCUCCUGUUAAAGCACCUGGCUGCCUCCCUGACUCGCCAAGUGGUCCAGAUGAGCCGGUUAACUCUGACCUUCUCCUCACCGGCAACUAGUGCUUACAGAUGUCUCUACACCCUCACCACAGCUCCCCGCACACUGCUCCUGUCAUCAGCCAGAGUCAGCCCCAUCCAGCCCCCCCCGUCUGGAUCCUCUGCUCAGUGUGGACCAUCUCUGUUGGGACAGUGUCAGCAUCUUCCCUGCGUCCAGCCCUCUGCAGGGAUGAAAACCAAGUCUGCCCUGAAGAGGCGCUGCAAAGACUGUUUCUUUGUUCGGCGGAGGGGACGUUUGUUUGUGUUCUGCAAGACAAAUCCAAGACACAAGCAGAGGCAGGGCUAAGGUUUUGAAUGACUAAUGAGAAAAUUGAUUUGAGAUAGUGGAUAUUUACAAGACAUUUGCUGCAAUAAUAAAUUGUUUGGCUGAAUAACUUU